Punctularia strigosozonata HHB-11173 SS5 is the source of this 1347-nucleotide messenger RNA. RefSeq lists its product as uncharacterized. The coding region runs from base 1 to 1347 and encodes 448 amino acids. The record is from RefSeq and is a predicted model, not a curated record. The transcript has a single exon. Lineage: Eukaryota; Fungi; Basidiomycota; Agaricomycetes; Corticiales; Punctulariaceae.
AUGCACUCCUUGCCCACCGAACUGCUCUUGCUGAUUGCAGCAGCCGUCAUCGACGAUGCGGGUCCGGGAUUUGCCACGUGGACUCUCAAAACGUUGUCGUCGGUUUGCCGCGAGUGGCGGGAAACGUUGCUGUCUACGCCGCAGCUUUGGUCUAGGGUCUCCAUCUGCGUUUUCGGCUAUGGGCGGAUUGCACACACCGAGCCUAUCCUCCCCGUUAUACUGUCGCGUUCUUAUCCCCACCCGUUGGAUCUGACGAUCACGGAAGGUUUAAGAGAUGUCGCAGCUCUUCGUGCCAAAGGAGAGACGAUUGCGUUUAACGGACAACUCUCAGAGAUACGAGGUCGUCAGAUCCAUCACUUGCAUCUGCGCUUCGAGAAGACCGAAGGGAAGCUGCGUCAUCAAUACAUAUGGGAUUGGUUCGGACAAGAUGCUUUUCAAGACAUGACAUCGCUCCAUCUCGAAGGAGGACUGCACGGCAUUCACCAGGACUCGAGAUUUCAGAUCACUGUUGACAAUAUCACCGUCCACUCACCUGCCCUGGAGGAUCUCCGCCUGUUCGGCGUUUUCUUGACGCAGUUCGCUUCGUGCCCGUUCUUGAACCUGGUCGCGCUCGACCUCCAUUGGUCUCCCCAUCAUUACGACGGUCGGUGCUGGCUAAGAUUGGGGCAGCUACAGAAACUGGAGGAGCUGUGUCUCCGAUUCCCAGACGGGGAAAUCCCGCUACCGCGGACAGACGGGCUUGAACCGGUCUCGUACCCGGACAUGACGUUGGCUCGGCUCCGCGAGCUCACCAUCGAAUGCGCCAAGUUACCAUCGAGCCAGUUGGCCGCGUCGUAUUUCCGGUCCUUGGACCUCCCUUCGCUGCAAAGUCUUCACCUCUUCUGUCCCGAAAAGAGCCACGCGCAUUGGAAGGAAGUCGUGUUGCGGCCGGGGCGCACCUACCCGCACGUCAAGAGCUUGCGCAUUUACUCUGAUGCUCCCCGAGACGAGUACGGUCCCCGCUUUCCGGCGCUGGACGAGAUCAUCGUGCCUCCGCUCAUCCGAUGGACGCGCGAGGAGGGCCAUUUCGGCGUCGACGUAAGUUGGGCGCUCGGCCCUUCCUGGCCCAGGCGGCGGAUCAUCGAUUUGCGAGAGCACACAGAGCGCCAACCCGUGGUCCUCGCGUCCGUGAAGGGGCAGGUAUCGAGCAUCGGUCGUAGUCACGCAGAGCCGAAGCUAGUCAUCCUCGUCCAUCCGUCCGCCAAAGCUUGGUGCGAAGACAAAGGUAUAUGGGACUGGCUCAUCGAGAACACGGAUGUGAUCACAGACCGAGGAGGCGUACACCGCGUGAGGACAUUCUUCGCGUAG